AUGUCCGAUCGUUUGGGGCAAAUAACCAAGGGCAAGGAUGGGAAAAGCAAGUAUUCAACGCUCAGCCUGUUUGAUAAGUAUAAAGGAAAAUCAGUAGACGCAAUCAGAUCCUCAGUUAUUCCUAGACAUGGCUUACAGAGUCUCGGGAAAGUUGCCACAGCCCGGCGUAUGCCACCGCCCGCAAACCUGCCAAGCUUGAAGUCUGAAAACAAAGGAAACGACCCCAACAUCGUUAUAGUACCCAAGGACGGGACGGGAUGGGCAAACAAGCAGGAUCAGCAAGACCCAAAGAGUUCCAGUGCGACGGCCGCUCAGCCGCCGGAGUCGCAGCCGCAGCCGGGUUUGCAGAAAUCUGUCUCCAAUUUACAGAAGCCGACUCAGUCAAUCAGUCCGGAGAACACAAGUACAGUGCCAGGUGGACCAAAGUCAUGGGCACAGCUGAAUGGAAAGCCAGCAGGACACGAAGGUGGUUUAAGGGGCUCAAGCCGACUCUUAUCCUUCUCUCCCGAGGAAUUUCCGACGCUGAAAGCAGCUGGAGGGCAGGACAAGGCUGGCAAAGAAAAGGGCGUCUUAGAUCUGUCGUAUGGGCCCGGACCAAGCCUCCGCCCUCAGAAUGUGACCAGCUGGAGGGAGGGUGGUGGGCGAAACAUAAUUUCUGCCACGUCUCUGAGCGCCGCCCCCACUGAGCUGGGCAGCAGGAACGCGAGUGCGGGAGACGGAGCCCCCUCCUCGGCAUGCACCAGCGACUCCACGGACCCCUCUCUCCGCCCGGCCCAGCCUGCCCGCAAAGGGGCUUCACAGUUCAUGGGGAAUGCAUACCACCCACCUACAUACCACGACAUGCUUCCUGCUUUUAUGUGUUCGCCGCAGUCCUCCGAGAGCCCGGGCACCGCGGAGCGAGCCUCCUUCCCGCCCCCGCAGCUCCGCCUGGAGCCCCGCGUCCCGUUCCGGCAGUUCCAGCUGAAUGAGCAGGACGGGAAAGACAGCCGGCUGGGGACGGCCCGCCCGCCCCGCCCGCUCCGGCAGCUGGUGGAGCGGGCGCCGCGGCCCACCAUCAUCAACGCCGAGAACCUCAAGGGCUUGGACGACCUGGACACGGACGCCGACGACGGCUGGGCAGGCCUCCAUGAGGAAGUGGACUAUUCGGAGAAGUUGAAGUUCAGUGAUGAUGAAGAGGAGGAGGACGUGGUGAAGGACGGCAGGCCACAGUGCUGGGACCCGAGGAGGCCGCGGGGGCUGUCAAUGAGCUCUGCAGACAGCGCUGAUGCCAAGCGUGCCCACGAGGAAGGAAAGGACUGGGGCGAAACAGCGGGCAUGGCUCGUAUCGUCCGGAAGGUGCCAGAACCUCAGCCACCUUCCAGGAAGCUUCACAGCUGGGCCUCAGGCCCUGACUACCAGAAGUCCCCCGUGGGCAGCGUGUUCCGGCAGCAGUCCGUGGAGGACAAGGAGGACAAGCCGCCGCCACGGCAGAAGCUCAUCCAGUCGGAGAUGUCCGAGGCCGUGGAGCGCGCCCGGAAGCGCAGGGAGGAGGAGGAGCGCCGCCGCCGGGAGGAGCGGCUGGCCGCCUGCGCCGCCAAGCUCAAGCAGCUGGACCAGAAGUGCAAGCAGGCCCAGAAGGCCGGCGAGGCGCCCCGGCCGGCGGAGAAGGAGGCGCCGCCGCAGGAGAACGGCCCCGCCGUCCGCAAAGGCUCCCCCGAGUUCCCUGCCCAGGAAGCCCCCAGCGCGUUGCCAGAAGAGGCCUCCCCAGCGCCUGCGGCUGUGGCUCAGAGCGGCGGCAGUGAGGAGGGGCCCGGGGAGGCGGGGUCCCCCGCGCAGGAGUUCGGCAAGUACCAGAAGUCCCUUCCUCCCCGGUUCCAGCGCCAGCAGCAGCAGCAGCAGCAGGAGCAGCUGUACAAGAUGCAGCACUGGCCGCAGGUGUACCCUCCGCCCUCGCACCCGCAGCGCACCUUCUACGCACAUCACCCGCAGAUGCUGGGCUUCGACCCCCGCUGGAUGAUGAUGCCCUCCUACAUGGACCCGAGGAUCACGCCCACGCGCACCCCCGUGGAUUUCUACCCCCCGGCCCUGCACCCCUCCGGACUGAUGAAGCCCAUGGUGCCCCCAGACUCCGUCAGCGGGGCGAGCUGUCGCUCUGAAGAGCAGAGCCGGGGCCCCCAACUGCAGGAGAGAAAAGUGACGGCCCUCGACCCAGCCCCGGUGUGGAGCCCCGAGGGCUACAUGGCCCUGCAGAGCAAGAGCUACUCGCUGCCGCCCCCAAAGGCCAGCGACGCUUUGGCCAUGGACAUGCACGUCAGGACCCCGGACGAGGCCUUGCCCGGAGGUCACAGCGGCCACUACCCCCUGGAGCGGGCUGUCCAUGCCACCUCAGACACCGAAGCCGCCUGUGAGAAGGCAGAGGAGGCCUCCCUGGCUGCUCCGAGGGUGGGCGAGCAGGGAGAGGCCAUGCAGCAGUUUGACCUGAACUACGGAAAUUCCAUCCUCGAGAAUUGUGGGUCCAGCCCCGGGGAGGACACGGAGGUGGGCCCCAUGGUGGGUGAAGGCUUCAUCGAAAUCCUGACCAAGAAGCAGCGCCGCCUGCUGGAAGAGGAGAGGAGGAGGAAGGAGCAGGCUGUGCAGGUACCUGUCAAAGGUCGGAGCCUUGCCUCUCGCAUUCCGCCUCGGUUUGCGAAAAAGCAGAACAACCUGGGCCUGGAGCAAGGCGAUGUGCCCGUGCCAGGCGGCAGCCUGGGCACCGAGAUCUGGGAGAGCAGUGGCCAGGCCCUGCCCGGCCAGGCCUCAACCAGUGACUCCUGGACUAAAGCCGCCACCGCCUUCAACGGCUCCGAGUCCGGCUCUGCCGAGGGCUUUAAGAGCAGCCAGGGAGACAGUGGUGUGGACUUGAGCGCCGAGUCUCGAGAGUCGUCCGCGACCUCCUCGCAGCGCAGCUCGCCGUACGGCUCUCUGAAGCCGGAGGAGAUGAGCGGGUCCACCCUGGAGCCCAAGGCUGACGGCCACAAGGAGCAGGCCCAGAAGCAGCCUGAGCAGAAGGACUCGGAACAAGGCUCCACGCAGAGCAAGGAGCACCGGCCCGGACCCAUCGGCAACGAGCGCUCCCUCAAGAACAGGAAGGGCUCCGAGGCGGCCGAGCGCCUGCCCGGCGCCGCCGUCCCGCCGGUCAACGGGGUGGAGAUCCACGUGGACUCGGUGCUCCCGGUGCCGCCCAUCGAGUUCGGAGUCGGCCCGAAGGACUCGGACUUCAGCCUGCCGCCGGGCUCCGCGCCUGGGCCCGCCGGGAACCCAGUGGUCAAGCUCCAGGACGCCCUGGCUAGCAACGCCGGGCUGACACAGAGCAUUCCCAUCCUGCGGAGAGAGCACCACAUCCAGAGGGCCAUCGGCCUCUCCCAGAUGUCCUUCCCCACAGCCGACCUCACCCUGAAGAUGGAGUCUGCGCGGAAGGCUUGGGAAAACUCGCCCAGUUUGCCGGAGCAGAGCUCUCCGGGGGGCCCGGGCGCGGGCAUCCAGCCCCCGUCCUCGGUGGGCGCCUCCAGUGGGGUCAACUACAGCUCCUUCGGCGGCGUCUCCAUGCCGCCCAUGCCCGUGGCCUCCGUGGCACCGUCUUCUCUCCCAGGCAGCCACCUGCCGCCUCUCUACCUGGACGGCCACAUGUUUGCGAGUCAGCCCCGGCUGGUUCCCCAGACCAUACCUCAGCAGCAGAGCUACCAGCAGGCUGCCGCUGCCCAGCAGAUCCCCAUUUCCCUUCACACGUCUCUGCAGGCGCCAGCCCAGCUGGGGCUGAGGGGCGGGCUCCCCGUCUCCCAGUCACAGGAGAUCUUCAGCUCCCUGCAGCCCUUCAGGUCGCAGGUGUACAUGCACCCCAGCCUGUCGCCACCCAGCACCAUGAUCCUCUCCGGGGGCACAGCCCUGAAGCCUCCGUACUCGGCGUUCCCUGGCAUGCAGCCCUUGGAGAUAGUGAAGCCCCAGUCCGGCUCCCCCUACCAGCCCAUGAGCGGGAGCCAAGCCCUGGUGUACGAGGGCCAGCUCAGCCAGGCGGCCGGGCUGGGCGCCUCCCAGAUGCUGGAUUCCCAGCUCCCCCAGCUGACGAUGCCACUGCCCGGCUCCCAGCUGCCCCUGCCGCGCUACGGCUCCGGACAGCAGCCCCUGCUCCUGCCCCAGUCCAUCCAGCUGCCGCAGGGCCAGAGCCUCUCCGUGGGGGCCCCUCGCAGGAUUCUCCCGCCCGGGUCGCAGCCUUCCGUCCUCAGCACCAGCAGAGAGUCCUCUCAGAUGGAGAUGAAGGGCUUCCACUUUGCCGACAGUAAACAGAAUGUUCCUUCCGGAGGCUCCGUGCAGUCACCACAGACCUACAGGCCUAGCUCUGCUAGCCCCAGUGGGAAGCCCUCUGGAUCAGCAGUUAACAUGGGCUCUGUGCAGGGACACUACGCUCACCAGGCAAAACCACGAGUGGAUGAGAAGCCCGGCCUGGGAGCCGUGACCCUGCAGGAGGCCCCCUUGGCCGCCUCCCAGAUGAAGCGCACGGGAGCCAUCAAGCCUCGGGCAGUGAAAGUGGAGGAGAGCAAGGCCUGA
Pipistrellus nathusii (Nathusius's pipistrelle) is the source of this 4560-nucleotide messenger RNA. The record is from the annotation of a GenBank genome assembly. NCBI's taxonomy places the organism in Eukaryota, Metazoa, Chordata, Mammalia, Chiroptera, Vespertilionidae.